Molecule: messenger RNA, 1396 nt
Organism: Labeo rohita (rohu)
Lineage: Eukaryota; Metazoa; Chordata; Actinopteri; Cypriniformes; Cyprinidae
Gene: capslb
Product: calcyphosine-like b
Exons: 6
Coding region: 115-744 (209 amino acids)
Molecular function (GO): calcium ion binding
Source: RefSeq, a predicted model, not a curated record
AUGGAAACACUGAACGCUGAAACAGGAAAGACCAAACGACGCUAGGAAAAUCCAGGUGGUUUCAACACAUUUAUCAUCGUUUUGUUUCACUCCUCUACAUCAGAUAGGUGUAGGAUGGCAGGUACAUCGCGGCACGACCGAGAUAUGGCAGUCAGUGCCAAGAAACAGCUGACGAAUUGUUCAGACCCCAUUGAGCGUUUGAGGUUGCAGUGUUUGGCACGAGGGUCCGCAGGAAUCAAAGGACUGGGCAGGACUUUUCGGAUCAUGGAUGAUGACAAUAGUCGCACACUGGACAUGAAAGAGUUUCUGAAAGGCCUUAGUGACUAUGGUGUGCUCAUCGAGAAAGAAGAGGCCAUGAACCUUUUUCAGCAGUUUGACAAGGACGGCAGUGGACUCAUUGAUUUUGAUGAGUUCCUUAUCACUCUGAGGCCACCCAUGUCUAAUGCCAGAAAGGAGGUGGUGCUACAGGCAUUCAAAAAGCUGGAUAAGACCGGAGAUGGUGUGAUUACAAUCGAGGAUCUGAGAGGAGUAUACAAUGUCAAAAAUCACCCAAAAUAUCGAAACGGUGAGUGGACCGAAGACCAAGUAUUCCGCAAAUUCCUGGACAGUUUUGACUCUCCGGAUGACAAGGAUGGAAAGGUCACAAAAGAGGAGUUUUUGAACUACUACUCCGGCGUGAGCGCAUCCAUUGACACAGAUAUCUACUUUAUUGUAAUGAUGAAAAGUGCAUGGAAGCUUGACUAAACUUCUAAAUCACCUGUUUUUGGGUGACAAAAGAUGAAUUCUGGAACUAUUACAGCGGAGUCAGCGCUUCUAUCGAUAAUGAUGUAUAUUUUAUUUUAAUGAUGAAGACUGCAUGGAAGUUAUGAUUGAUAUGAAUUGAUAACACUUCUGAAAUCAAAGAAAGUUAGUCUUAAUAAACAUAUUAAUUAUAAAUUAAGGAUAUUAACAAAGAAUCUGGAAAAUCAAAAAAUAGAAGAAUUGUAGAAGCCUAAAUUGUGUGUAAAAUGUGUGAGCUUGGUCAGUGGAAACUGAGUUUUAGGGUAAAUCGCAGCAUAUCUGUGUAAACCAGUGUGGUUUAUGUGAUACAUGAAAGUUUUGAAAUUCAUAUUUAUGCAUGUUAUGGCACACUGUAAAAAAAACAACUUAAAAAAGUAAGUGUUCGUGUUGCCUUUUUUAAGUUUUUAAGUUUAGUCAUGAAAUGUUAAGUUUUACUACAUGAAACCGUGGAUAUUUGAGUUGAGUAAACUUAAAAUUUGAAGGCAGCGCAAACACUUUUUUAAGUUGAAACAACUUUUUUACAAAAUGUGACUCAAUAAAUGUUUUAUAAUGUUAUACAAAUUAAAAGCCUCUUUAGAUGAUUCAUAUGAAAUGCGAAAACAUAUUAAAACAUAUU